UCUCUGCAAGAUAAGGAAAAAAAAAUAAAAAAAUAAAAGAAACAGCCAAACACCACUCUAUUUUGCACACCCAAACCCUUCCUUUCCCUCCCCUGCCCUCCCCCCCCCCCCCCCCCCUAUCUAUUUAGCAAUUUCUAUAGCCAUGCUGUCAACGGUUUCGGCCAUUUUCCCAUCGGUUGAACCGAUGGCCAGCAACCCAUUUCAGUCGUUCGAGAACGGCUUUACGCCUUGGGACUGUUUCGACCCCUUUCCAAGCUCUCCUCAAUCACCAAAGCCUGUUGGUUCGAGUUCCGGUUCGGAUAAAUCCAACCAGGCAGACCAAAACCCUGACAACUCGAACUCAAACUCUGGCUCCGACGACCCAAACCCUCAAGUUUCAGUCAUAGAUGAGAGGAAACGCAGGCGGAUGGUAUCAAACCGGGAGUCGGCAAGGCGGUCACGGAUGCGAAAGCAGAAGCACGUAGAAAACCUAAGGAACCAGGUGAACCGGCUUAGGAUUGAGAACCGGGAACUGACGAACCAGUUGCGCUUUGUUUUGUACCAUUCCCAUGGUGUACGGACAGACUACGACCGACUCCGGUCCGAGUAUAGUAUGCUCCGAAAAAAGCUGUCGGACAUACGCCAAAUUUUGAUGAUGAGGCAACUCCAAGAAUUGACGUCCGCGUGGCCGUGCAAUAACAUGAUUACCACCACCACCACCACCGAACAAAUAGCUCCAUCAUUAAUCACUUCAUAAACGUAUAAAAUAAACUCAAUAAAUCAUGAAACUGAAAGCUAAAACAGGAAGAAAACGAGGCUUUAUUUGUAGGGUCUUCUGAUCAGUACUCUUUGUAGAGUCUUAUAUAUAUGUAAAUGAUAAAGCUGCUAUGAAGCAAAACUUAAAUGGUGGGGUUUACGGUGAUUUUUGUUAAAGGGUGCUUUUUAGGGCAAAAUGAUUGGCGGUUUUGGGGAGCCUUGGUUCAUUAUUGUCAUUGUAAAAAGAGUAGUUGACUCGUGCCCGGUUAUUUAAAGCUAUAUUAUCCAUCUUGUUUUCCUAUUGUUU
This is a messenger RNA of Populus euphratica (Euphrates poplar), 1042 nucleotides long. Its product is annotated as basic leucine zipper 43-like. The record is from RefSeq and is a predicted model, not a curated record. The transcript has a single exon. Gene Ontology annotation, cellular component: nucleus. The coding region runs from base 143 to 736 and encodes 197 amino acids. Gene Ontology annotation, biological process: positive regulation of DNA-templated transcription. Gene Ontology annotation, molecular function: DNA-binding transcription factor activity; transcription cis-regulatory region binding. NCBI's taxonomy places the organism in Eukaryota, Viridiplantae, Streptophyta, Magnoliopsida, Malpighiales, Salicaceae.